GCAACUAGUAAACGAAAUAGCGUUGGUUGUUCAUUUCAAAUUUCUAAUCUUCAGUCUUCCGCGCUUAUUCUUCCUUCCUUAACUGGUGAGCAAUACUCCGGUGGAACCAUGGCUGUCACUUCCAUCAACUUCCAGCAUGCUUCUUCCCCCAUAGAUGAUCCACUGCUUCCAUGGCUCCAUUCAAUUAAGAAGUGUUUGGACAACUUUCAUUCAGAUCUAAGUGACGAGAACUGUGCAGCUCUCCACAAGCUUGCAUCUGAAUGCAUUGCAACAUUCAAGAACAAUCAUAAGUACCAAAAUGAUCUCCGGUUUCUCAAAGUUUGGUUCAUCAAUUUGGAUUGGCAUAGAGAUUUCAAAAAGGCAUUCAGAGAAAUAGAGGAGCAUAAGAUUUGCUUGACAAAGUCUCUACUUUACGAAAUUGGAGCCCAUUUUUUGGAAGUGAAUGGGGAAUUAAUGGAUGCUCAUAGACUCUAUAUCUUGGGAAUUUCAAGGAAUGCUGAGCCAAUUGAAAAUUUGAAGAAAGCUCACAAGUCGUUUUUGGAGAGAAUAUCAGAUGUUGUCAAGGAAUGUUCUAAUUUUCUUCAGAAUCCUGAUGGAGUUUCAAGGAAGGUUGGAAAGGCUCGUAUCAAUCCAUGGUCGUCUUCUACGACUAAAGAUAUUGAGCAGAAGAUUCUUCCUCAUUUAAUGAAAUAUGAUGGUUACCAUUCUAGCUCAAAAAACUAUCCAGGAAAGGUUCCUUCUCAGAAAACACUUAAAAAUAAGAUAGUAAUGAAAAUUGGUGGAAGGGAGUACCACAUCAAAGGCUUAGCUGGUGCAGGAGGAUUUGCCCAAGUUUUUAAAGCUUGGGUUAACGGUGAGUCUAAUGAAAUUGUAGCAGUUAAGAUACAAACACCUCCCUUCCCUUGGGAGUUUUACAUGUAUCGUCAGCUUGAUAAGCGUGUUCCAAAUGAGGAACGGCUCAGAUUGGGUUUUGCUCAAAGUAUGCAUCAUUACUCGGAUUACAGCAUACUGAUCUGUGACUUUUUGUCACAUGGGACCCUUCAUGAUGCAAUAAACACUUAUCUUGUUGUUACGCAAUCCAUGGAGGAAGUAUCAUGCAUUUAUUAUACAAUUGAGAUGCUCUACAUACUUGAGACUCUGCAUAGUGCUGGCAUCAUUCAUGGGGAUUUUAAGCCUGAUAAUCUUCUAAUUCGCCAUUCUAGUGGCAAGCUGACUGAUGAUACAGAAGAUUUUAUAAAACAUUCUGGCCCUUGGCGUGAUCAGGGGCUUUGCCUUGUUGACUGGGGUAGGGGAAUUGAUUUGAGUGUUUUCCCCGCUGAUAUUGAGUUUGAAGGUGAUUGCCGAACUUCAGGCUUUCGCUGUGUUGAAAUGAAAGAAGACAAACCUUGGAAAUUUCAGGUAGACACUCAUGGCCUGUGUGUUAUCGUUCACAUGAUGCUGCACAACACAUACAUGGAAAUCGAAAAGCGAGCAUCAAAUGGUGGUGACUUUUAUUUACCAAAAUUACCUGUUAAAAGGUAUUGGAAAUUCAAUUGGGAGAAUUUUUUCAAAAGAAUGCUCAACAUUGAACCUUUUGAUGAUCACUUGAAAAUGAUGCGAGAACUGAGGGAGUCCUUGCAAGAGUACAUGUUAUCAGACCAGUCUCUUGUAAAGAAACUAAAGGACUCAUUGCGGAAGCAAAAGUUAUCUCUUUGUUCUUCUUAGCUAACUGUAUAAAAAUUACCUUGUGUAUAUAUAACUAUUAUUCGAACAUUAGCAGACGACAAAACAUCAUCAAUUUCUGUUUGAUUUAUUAUGGUUCAGUGUUGUGAACCCUGAAAAUCGAAACCUUGAAGACAGCUUGUCUUCGGUCUUGAUGCCUCAUGUUCAGGUUUGAGGAAUUCUGGGAAGUUUUUAAGUGUAAAUAAAUGAAUGACUACAUAAAGUGGAGUGUUAGAAAAUAGAUGCAUGAAGUAUAAUUUUCUUUCAGACAAUUUGAUACUUUCCUGUUCAUCAUCA
Amaranthus tricolor (Joseph's coat) is the source of this 1998-nucleotide messenger RNA. Its product is annotated as mitotic checkpoint serine/threonine-protein kinase BUB1. The record is from RefSeq and is a predicted model, not a curated record. Bases 109 to 1704 code for a protein of 531 amino acids. Gene Ontology annotation, biological process: mitotic spindle assembly checkpoint signaling; meiotic sister chromatid cohesion, centromeric; protein phosphorylation. Gene Ontology annotation, molecular function: ATP binding; protein kinase activity. The transcript is spliced from 14 exons. NCBI's taxonomy places the organism in Eukaryota, Viridiplantae, Streptophyta, Magnoliopsida, Caryophyllales, Amaranthaceae.